Vespa crabro (European hornet) is the source of this 1395-nucleotide messenger RNA. RefSeq names its product protein spaetzle 5 (gene spz5). The coding region runs from base 1 to 1182 and encodes 393 amino acids. NCBI's taxonomy places the organism in Eukaryota, Metazoa, Arthropoda, Insecta, Hymenoptera, Vespidae. Gene Ontology annotation, biological process: innate immune response; central nervous system formation; regulation of Toll signaling pathway. Gene Ontology annotation, cellular component: extracellular region. The transcript has 8 exons. Gene Ontology annotation, molecular function: Toll binding; growth factor activity. The record is from RefSeq and is a predicted model, not a curated record.
AUGGUAAAACAAGAAUCUACAUCAACGACUUAUGAUAUAAAGGAAUCUACUUUAUCGAAGCUCACUAAAAAGAUUUCUCUGCACAGCAAUGAUUAUAACGAGAUAUUCGAGCGAGUUUAUAUCGUUGAAUCCGGGUUGAGUCACUCUUGGUUUCAUGAAGAUGAAACGACCUUGCAAGCGGCCAAAGACACUUUAAAAAUAUUUUUAGGCGGAACACGGGGUGAACCUUGUACGGAGUACGGUUGUCCUGGACGACCACAAUACGAACCGUUCGUCCCAGCACCUCCAGGACACACACCGAGAUGCGCCAAGCCAGGACAAACGUUUUGUGAGUCUUUGGAUCAUUAUCCUCAACAGCUUAUAAAAUUCCUCGUCGAUAAGUGUAGUUUUGACUUCAGUACGGCAUUGAGAGAUGAGUCUCAUGAAGAUUUCAAUGCUUACAGUUCAUCACCUGAUUAUCAUCAAGGCUACGAGUAUCCACGACAAGAUACCCCUACCUUAUAUUCACAGCCUUUGCCUAUUUUACCGUCUCACUAUCCAGUAGGUAGGCAACCAACUUUUAUAUACGGGCCACCGUUUAAUAGUACUCAUCAUAAUGGAUACAAAUAUGCGGCACCUUCAAGACAUGAGAGAAAUCCACUUUUGGAUGUAGAAUCUUCAACGAAGAAUCAUCCACAACAACACUCAGAAUAUUCUAUAUUUUCUCAAGCGCCAUCUUUGAAAUCAUUCAAACAGGAUCGAACGUGGUGGAUGAACAAUGGAUAUGUACGUAGCAAUAAAAUGGCACCACAAACGUUCCACGAGAAUCCGCUCUUACAGUAUGUGAACCUGAAAACGGAACGAACGAAGAGGCAAAUGAAUACGGAUACUGUUGCUCUUUGUCCAACUGAAGCGCAAUACAUCACACCAAAAGCUGCCCUUAACAAUCGAGGUAACUGGAUGUAUGUCGUUAAUCUUGCCGAACAGGACGACAAAUACUCGCAACUCGUCAAAAGUGAAAAGUGUUCAACAAAUACUUGCAAUGGUCUAUGCUCUCUUCCUGCUGGAUAUACGAGCACAUGCCAACAACAAUUUGUGCAAAAGAGACUGGUUGCAUUAGAGGGAAGCGGAAAUCGACUUUACACUGAUAUUUUUUGGUUCCCACAUGGUUGCUCAUGUCAUGUUAGGUUUAACGGCUUAUAAAAAUAACAUAUUUAUUAAUGAAAUUUCAAUAAUUACAAUAACGAAAAGGAAAGAGAAUAUCAUCAUAAAUUCCACCAUUAUCAGUAUCAUUAUCGCUACAUUAUCCUAGUGAAGUCAAUAAUAAAAUAUAGUAUGAAUAAUUUAGUUAUAAUUAGAGUGAUAGAUAUUCCGAGAAGGGUAAAAAACUAUGAUAAUAUUGUGAUCAUAUUUAAU